GACGCAAAAACGCCGCUCGCGCAGCUGCUUCAGGUUUCUAAGGACGAAAACUAGUUUUUGAUCAUUCACGUUUCGGGUUUGAAUGAAUGCAAGUCUCGAAGGGAUAUUUAUCGAAGGAAACCGUUCUAUUGUUGUGUAAACAUUUAGAUUGUUUGACACUCGCAGCGACGUUAUGAUCAUAUUGCAUGACAUCAUAAACAAUCGUAACACCGACUUCCUGCGGCCCUUCUUACUUGCGGGACGAUUUUCGCGGACAAUACACGCGCGAUGUGUUACGUUGUGUUGUUAGUUGUUGCUUUAUUUGUUACUUGUGGAGCCAGCUUGACGCCUCAGUGCCGAAAUGAAAAGGGGGAACCGGUGGAUUGGUUUUACAUCUACAAGCUGCCUCGGGAGAAGAAUCACUUGAACCCUCUCGUACGUAGGGGGGUCGCGUAUAUGCACCUCACCCCCUCCAAGCUUAGGGGGGGUUGGAUCAUGUCCGAUCUGGCCAUCAGCGACCCCCGGUCCAUGCUCGGGAAGACCUUGGCUCCUUUGUAUCAGGACAAAAAUAUCAUAUCUUUAGUGUACAAUGAUCAGCCUCCAGCUACUGAGAAUCAACCUGACGUUCUGCAGUCAGUAGCUGAUAUGUACUCCAAAAGCAAACGAGGACAAACGAAGCAGGCCGGCAUAAAAAAGUACAAAAAGUUCAAACUUGGCGACAAGUAUUACGACGACUACGACUUGGCAGAGAUGUGCAAGAUGCACUCCAAGUUUAUGAAGACCCGGGUGGAGAGCGGCCACACCAAGGGAGUGAUACUUGGCGACAAGUUCACCUCGCUGUGGCUUGUGCAUUCUGUGCCAAGGUUUCCACCGGUGCCUGACAUGCACGGCCUAAACGUGACCUCGUACGACUACCCUACAACCGGCAUGAAGUAUGGCCAGUCCUUCCUCUGUGUAUCGGUCCAGACAUCAACACUGAACCAGAUUGCAACCCAACUGAAGUACAACGAGCCGCUCAUAGCACAUCACCAUAUACCGCAGGAGUUCGAGGGAGAGUUGCCCAAUUUGCUCGACGUUGUCAAUAACAAGACGAUAGAUGCUUCGCCGUGGUACCACAUAGAAAGCUUCGAGACCCUGGUCGGGCGCAAGUUUCUCUCGUUCGCCAAGAGCGCCAUGUUCAACGACGAUCUGUACAGCGGGCUCGUGGCCGAAGUCUUGCAGUCAGACCUUCUUGUGGAGUCGUGGACCAACGGCCCUGGAACUCUGGACUCGGAGUGCAGUAGAAACUUCCAAGUACGCAACAUCGAGCGGCUAAAGUUCCCGAUCGCAAAGAUGUCGUUUACCUCCCACAACGACCACUCGAAGUGGGCGGUGGCGGUCGCGCAUAAGAUGCACAACAGCCAAGACACGAAGGUGGCAGAUUACUGGGUCUGCGUCGGAGAUAUUAAUAGAGCGCUACCACAAGAAUCGCGUGGCGGAGGCACGGUGUGCACAUCGGGACCCAUUUUAUGGGGGAAUUUCGCUCAUCUCAUUGAGUCGGUACAAACGUGGUACAUCUACAAACCCCCCACGGAAGUGACUCCGCUGCGAGAAUUGGGGAAAGACUUCGUAUUCAUCUCCUCGGACAAGACUGAGCGUUGGAUGCACUCGGGUCGUCACAUCGCACCUAAUUCUAUGCUGCAGCAUACUUUAGCGCCUAUGUUCAGGCCUAGUUACAAAGAUUUUCUGGCCGUGGUCGCUUACGAAGAGAAGAGCAAUCUCAACUACCCCUCGAUGGGCAUAUUAAUGGCGGAUGAGCACGGCGGGGUAUGGAUAGGCCAUACGGUGCCGGGUCUCGUGAAUUUUACAAAAAACUACCCGUCAUUCCCCGAAAGAGAAAUGGCCAACGGACACCUACUGAUGUGCCUCUCCGUAGACCUUCCCACCCUGAACCAGUUGGCCAUCUCCCUCAAGGAAAUCUCACCACGGUUCACUCGCAUCCAAGUGCCUAAACUUAUGCGCGCUCAUCUACCUGACUGGAACUUUCUGGAGUAUACUGGUUUUAUUAAGCCAAAAGGGUAUGUAAAAAAGUCUUUGGAUUUCAUUACGAAAGACAGAACACUGCGAGCUAAAGUGUUGAUACGUAAACCAGGAGACAAGAAGUGUCUUUACACUGCAUUCGCCAAAAGCAUGGACUUGGUUUUAGAUGUGUAUGGUCAUAACGAUCACCAAAAACCAUAUUGUUCUAAUAACUUCAGUGUCCGAAUCAUUGAUCAAAUAUCCAUGAAGUCGGUGGAAUACGUCCACUACAUCAAUAAGGGACGAGAUCGGAAUACUUUUGCUGUGAGCACUGCAGCUUACUGGCAAAGCUCCGGGAGAUCUGGUAAAGACCAGUACUGGGUGUGCACGGGAUUGCCUGAUGAUUCUUCAGGAUAUGGUGGUCUACUGUUGUGUGCUGAUAACUUCUUUGUUUGGCAAAGUUUUGACAACUUUAAAGUUAAAGAACCGGUGUGCUAA
Messenger RNA from Ostrinia furnacalis (Asian corn borer), 2475 nucleotides. It is a transcript of the gene DNaseII, whose product is annotated as deoxyribonuclease II. The record is from RefSeq and is a predicted model, not a curated record. NCBI's taxonomy places the organism in Eukaryota, Metazoa, Arthropoda, Insecta, Lepidoptera, Crambidae. Bases 268 to 2475 code for a protein of 735 amino acids. The transcript has 13 exons. Gene Ontology annotation, molecular function: deoxyribonuclease II activity. Gene Ontology annotation, biological process: apoptotic DNA fragmentation.